UGACAGUGACAGGGUCACUGAGCUCACUGCCCUUCAACUGUACCCAGGCACUGCCUGUCCCCAAACCCAUUGGCGGUGUGGUGAUCUUCGCUGUGAACUCGCUGCUGUACCUGAACCAGAGCGUGCCCCCGUACGGGGUGGCGCUCAACAGCCUCACCUGCGGCACCACCGUCUUCCCGCUGCGGGUCCAGGAGGGCGUGAGGAUGACUCUGGACUGUGCCCAGGCCACCUUCAUCUCCUAUGACAAGAUGGUCAUCUCUCUCAAGGGGGGCGAGAU
Molecule: messenger RNA, 277 nt
Organism: Pyrgilauda ruficollis (rufous-necked snowfinch)
Lineage: Eukaryota; Metazoa; Chordata; Aves; Passeriformes; Passeridae
Product: cleavage and polyadenylation specificity factor subunit 1-like
Exons: 3
Molecular function (GO): protein binding
Source: RefSeq, a predicted model, not a curated record